GGAAAAGGUUACAUGUUUAGUGGUUAAAAACCUUUUUCUUCCGUUCCGAGUAUGGCUAGUUUUUCUUAAGAUUGUUUUAUGAUGGAAUAUUAUAUUGAUGCAAUUAAAAAGUAAAAUUCGAGAACUAGCAGAUAAAACAGACGAAAAUGAAUGAACAGAUGAAAAGAACAAUUAAACUGUUUGUCUUUAUACUGGUGGCUAUCAGUGCAGAACUUCAGGCGGCAAACCAUCCAAAUCAAACGAAACUAAUUCGUCAGUUUAAACCCGAACAAAAAACAUGUAAAGUUCUUUUAAAUCACACAAGUGCUCAGAAGCUUGCGAAGUCCUUCAAUGUAUUUCAGCCAGACUUUGCUAGACUCCAGUUGUAUUUCCACAACAUUUCCCACGUUGGCUACAGGAAUGAUGUUAUCAUGCCAUUUCACUGGGUGUGGACGUACUACACAGUACAUGGUCUGUUCACGUACCUCAAGUGGCCUUUGGACUUCCCACUAUUGUCCUUCGGUCUCCUCGGUGCAAAGACAUUACCAGAUGGGCACUAUCUCGAGUUGGUAGCUGUUAACGCAUCUAACUGCACACUUACUAUUGGGGAACUUGAAACGACCAGACAAAUAGCAGAAGCGCUGAAAGAUUUUUCUCAUAAUUACAUCGAGAAAAGCCGCAAUGAGAAAGGCUUUGAUUACUCCUACUGGUGUUAUUUGGCCGAAAUCCCUGGUAUCGAAGAGACGAUAAAAUAUAAACUGAGAAUAUAUACUGGCUAUCCGUUGUCAACUGCAGGGUAUAAUUGUUGCCAUACAGAGCACAACAUCACUAAUGCCAGUGAUAGUUUUGUGGUAUGCAAAAAUAAGCAAUACACGCAAAGCAUUGAAAGCUCUCUCAUACCAUAUGCAAUGAGUUUGGUUGCCUUUGCAUAUUUUCCUAUUGCAUUAAUGAAAGCAAGCAAGCGCUUAGUAAAAGUAAACACACGUAUGCAACCUCGAAACAACGACCAGAAUCGGUACAUAAGUGUUGAAGAAAAUCCGGACUUAACUUCGGACGAAACGGAUGAAGGAAAUUUCGUUUAUUUAGAUGGUACAGCUCCAAUAUGUUUUACAAAUAUAGUCAGUGGACUCUUCGGAUUUAGCAGAAAGUACCCAUAUGCAGCUUCUAGAAUUCAUAGGGCGCUCUUUGUCUCUCUUGUGCCUAGUAUCAUCUAUAUUCGGCUUCUUGUGUACAAUAAAUAUCUGAAAAUGGACACGAUGGCAAUGUUGAAGCAUAAUUGUCCGCUUGGAUAUCUGUCUCUGCUUGCAGGAUUCGAAAACAGCAGAAAAGUUUUCCUACCGGCUCUCGGUGGUCCAUUCUGUCUUCUUUUAGCAUAUUACAUUGCAAGCGUGAUCUUUCUAAUUUUGCCUUCCGAUAUUGAUAGCAUAUUUGAGUUGGGAUCAGAACGAAAUUAUUCUUUUUCGCAUUUUUCUCCCAUGUUAUUCAGUCUGAAAACAAUAGAAAAAUACUCCCACAGAAAUAUUGUGUGCAAAUAUGGAUAUGCAAAAGCAAGCGCUAUAUGUUCUGGUGGUGUUUUCAUGUUAACAAAUCCAAUUUUCUGGUGCUAUAUGUUUCAGGUUCAAUUUCAUCGGCUGGUGACCGUGUUUGAGUCAUUAAAACUCGUGUUCAGAAGAUAUUUUCCCUUAUGCAUAAUGUCAUUUGUUGUCCUUUGCCCAAUCGUGCUAGUAUUAUGCAUUCUUGAAAUAAUGUUAGUGAUUAUACUCUAUGGCUUUCCAGUGUUUAACUGGAUGUAUGUGGUCGUUCAAAGCUACACUCGAUUUAUUGUCCAGUUGUUCCAAACACAUCCUGUUCUUUCCAAAUUGGGUCAUUUCACACUCCUGAAAUCAGUUUUCAGCAUUUUCAUUAGCAUAUUCUUCUUGUACUAUGUAUUCAGUUUUUGUACAAUAUUUACGUACACGUUUGUGUUUCUGUCUAAGAUAUGUGUAUUUAGUUUUCUGGCAAUUAUUGUAUAUCCUUCCACCUCGUUUGGCUACCUUUUCUUUGGAAUUGUACUUGUGUAUUACAUUUUCAAAAUGGUAACAGGUUUUGGUGAAGGAUAUGUAGAGCUUCUUUCUGAAGCAGUCGAAGCUAGUACAGAGUUGGAAGACGAUCCAUUCAGGGCUCAUGUUGUAGAUGGUACCUUAGUCGUUUCCGAUACACAGUUCGGAGGAAUACGUAAACUUCAGAUUGGUUCAACAACAAUCGAGUUGACAAUCCAGCAGCAAAACAUUGUUCAAGGUCGACUUGCCUCAGGGAAAGCCAAAGUAAGACAAGAAAACUAUAAAUCUGGAAUUCCGAACGAUCUUUUCAUGAAAUUGGUCAACAAAUAUCGCCCAGUUCACAUUCAAGUAGCUCUUGCAACUUUAAAGCUGAUACUCAUCAUGUCGCUUAUAGCUUUCACGCUUAGCAUCAUAACUACCAAGCCCUUAGGUGCAAAUGAAGGGAUAUCGGAGGUCAUGCAUGUCGUGUUUCUCCUUGCCAUAGGUGCUCUGCCAAGAGUUUUGGAACUCGCGUUCAAUAAUAUGAACCAUUCUGUUCAAAAGGAUAUAAAACUUAGAAAGAUAAAAGCCGACAUUUUGAAGUACUGGCAUGGAGCGGAUGUUGGUAUAGUGGAGGAAAUCAAAUGAGUAGUAGCAGUAACACCACCCAGUAUAAGUUAUUAAGCCGAAACUAAUAAAAGACCUUCACAGAUCUUGUGUUCGUGCGUGCAGUUCAAAAUGUCCCAGAUUGGCUCGUUUAUAUGUAAGCUAAAGGCAGUCUAUGGGACUUGAACUCAUUAAUAAAUAGAUUUCACCCACCACCAUUUGUUUUCGCAAGAUUUUCAAUUGUUAUAUGUAUAUAUUUACACCUCAACUUCCAUUCCUUAAAUGAACUGCCUUGCAGCAAUUGCGUUCAUCAAUCGAUGAACGCAACAUCUUCGGAUAUGUUCGGAUCGCAAUUCAUUGCAUAACAAUAUACAUGAAAAAGAUUUAUCUUGUUAUUGUUUGUAUUGUGUCAGAAGGUCCCGUAAAAUAUAAAUCAACAUUUUAGAAAGUGUUAGUUUUUUAAAUUUUAUAUGUGUAGUUGCCAUAACUGUUUGAAUUUUACGUUUUAAAGUGAUUUCAAGUGGUUGAUCUUUUCCCGCGAUAUUGUGACGUCAUUUGAAAAAAAUGCUUCCGGUUAGAGUCGGGUCGUUCUAUUUACAGAAUGGGUAGGAAUGGGUUACUGAAAAGGUUUUUUUAAAUGAAAUUAAGUUUUUUUUUAACAAUUCUUGAAUAAAAUAAUGAACUAUUGGUGUAAAUAUAAGUCAUGAAUUGCGGGCUUGAUAUCAUUAUCGGGGAUAUGAACGCAAUUGGGCUGG
Molecule: messenger RNA, 3358 nt
Organism: Mya arenaria
Lineage: Eukaryota; Metazoa; Mollusca; Bivalvia; Myida; Myidae
Exons: 2
Coding region: 147-2645 (832 amino acids)
Source: RefSeq, a predicted model, not a curated record